CAAGGAGACACCAUAGCAUAGCAGUCGUGUAUCAAUAAUCAAUCACAACGUUUCGACGUUGCUUCCUCCCUCCCUCCCAGUCCCAGCUAUUGAUCAAAAGAAGUAGGUAGUUGACGAAUCUCAUUCAUCUAUAUAUAAUAUAACAAACCAAACCAACAACGUCAUUUUAAUUCAACACAACACAAUACAACCUUGGACCAACCAAAUUCAUUCCUUAAUUAUUCCAAACAAACGAACACAAUGGCGGCUGCUUUUAAUCUCUCCUCUUCUUCCUCACCUCCCCUCUCAUGCCCCCGGGUAACCAAUCAAUUCAAAUUGUUCAAUGAUUUACCUCAUGUCAGAGUCAAUUAUAAAAUUCCCUCAAGUCACAACAAUGCUGUUUUUAGUGUUAAAGCUACAUUGGUAACUGGAGGGGGUGAUUUGCUUUCUUAUCCCAAAGAUCUGGUUGUUGGUGCUCAAGUUAUUCAAAUUAAGGAACAACCUAAUGGAACGCUGACAUCGGAUUCGGGGAUAACAACCACUUCUUUCCCGGUUGACUAUGGUGAAUUUGAUUUGGAAAGCCCCGCCGAAGGUUUUGCUUCUAUCCCUGAAGCCAUCGAAGACAUUCGCCGUGGAAAGAUGGUAGUGGUUGUAGACGACGAAGAUAGAGAAAAUGAAGGAGACUUGAUAAUGGCUGCACAAUUGGCAACACCUGAAGCUAUGGCUUUUAUAGUAAAACAUGGAACUGGCAUAGUUUGUGUAAGCAUGAAAGAGGAAGAUCUUGAUAGAUUGGAACUUCCUUUGAUGGUGGACAGUAAGGCUAAUGCUGAAAAACUUUGUACCGCAUUCACUGUGACAGUGGAUGCUAAACAUGGUACCACCACAGGGGUGUCAGCUCAUGAUAGAGCAACUACAGUCUUGGCACUUGCAUCUAGAGAUUCAACUCCAGCCGAUUUCAACCGCCCAGGCCAUAUUUUCCCACUAAAGUACAGGGAUGGUGGUGUCUUGAAGAGAGCUGGACAUACAGAAGCUUCGGUUGAUCUUACCGUACUUGCUGGUUUGGAUCCGGUGUCAGUUCUGUGUGAGAUUGUAGAUGAUGAUGGUUCCAUGGCUAGGUUGCCUAAGCUUCGCCAGUUUGCCAAGCGUGAGAAUUUGAAAAUUGUAUCUAUCGCUGACUUGAUAAGAUAUAGAAGAAAGAGAGAUAAGUUAGUAGAACGUGCUUCAGCUGCAAGAAUACCUACAAUGUGGGGGCCAUUCACAUCAUACUGUUAUAGGUCUCUGUUAGACGGGAUCGAGCAUAUUGCAAUGGUUAAGGGUGACAUUGGAGAUGGAGAAGAUGUUCUUGUGAGGGUACACUCAGAGUGUCUAACUGGAGACAUAUUUGGAUCUGCCAGAUGUGACUGUGGGAAUCAGCUUGCACUUGCAAUGCAACAGAUUGAGGCUGCCGGUAGGGGUGUACUUGUAUAUCUACGCGGACAUGAAGGAAGGGGUAUCGGAUUAGGCCACAAGCUUCGUGCUUAUAACCUACAGGAUGAUGGACGCGAUACUGUAGAAGCCAAUGAGGAGUUGGGAUUGCCCGUUGACUCUAGGGAGUAUGGCAUCGGUGCACAGAUACUGAAGGAUCUAGGUGUUCAAUCUAUGAAGUUAAUGACAAACAAUCCAUCAAAGUAUGUUGGCCUCAAAGGUUAUGGUUUGACUGUUUCUGGUAGGAUACCAUUGUUAACUCUUAUCACUUCAGAGAACAAGAGAUAUUUGGAGACAAAGCGCAUGAAAAUGGGCCACGUCUAUGGCAAUGGUAAAAAUGUUGAAGAUACAAAUGGUGUUACUGGUCUUUGAACAAGCCUUCUUUUUUCCUGCUAGAAAGAUAUGUCAGACACAGCAGAAGAGGAAGUAGAAAUCGACACUGCAGAUGAAAUCCAAAAAGUGACAGUUAAUUAAUUCUAUUCAUGUCUUAUGAAUUGAUUUGCCUGAUUUUCUUCAAGCAGGCACUACUAAAUUACACUUCAUUUUGAAACUUAUAGUGCCAUUGAUUAUAAAUAAGGCCAGUACCAACACAAAUUUCAGGUUUUCUUGUGUUUCUUUGGUGUCUAUUGACUAUUAGUUAUUACAAAGGUUCAUUGUUUCUGAACUCUGGAAGUUAUUGAUUGGAAUAUUUCAA
Messenger RNA from Trifolium pratense (red clover), 2137 nucleotides. RefSeq names its product bifunctional riboflavin biosynthesis protein RIBA 1, chloroplastic-like. Gene Ontology annotation, biological process: riboflavin biosynthetic process. Bases 241 to 1815 code for a protein of 524 amino acids. Gene Ontology annotation, cellular component: chloroplast. The transcript has 7 exons. Lineage: Eukaryota; Viridiplantae; Streptophyta; Magnoliopsida; Fabales; Fabaceae. Gene Ontology annotation, molecular function: GTP cyclohydrolase II activity; 3,4-dihydroxy-2-butanone-4-phosphate synthase activity. The record is from RefSeq and is a predicted model, not a curated record.